Messenger RNA from Chrysoperla carnea, 3869 nucleotides. RefSeq names its product calpain-B-like. Gene Ontology annotation, biological process: proteolysis. Bases 211 to 2784 code for a protein of 857 amino acids. The record is from RefSeq and is a predicted model, not a curated record. NCBI's taxonomy places the organism in Eukaryota, Metazoa, Arthropoda, Insecta, Neuroptera, Chrysopidae. Gene Ontology annotation, molecular function: calcium ion binding; calcium-dependent cysteine-type endopeptidase activity. The transcript has 17 exons. Gene Ontology annotation, cellular component: cytoplasm.
UCUUUACAAGGAAUUUGAUUGUUGUUUUAGAGAAAGUGCCACUUGGAUUUAACAAGUAAAUAGGCUCUUGAGCGGCUCCUGUUAGUCGUGUAAAUAGUUAUCCUUUUUUUUCUUAAAAGUGAAUUUGUGUGUCUUAUGGUAUCCUAACAAAUUUUUUUAAAAUAGUAUUAUAAAUAAUGUAUUGAAAAAGCAACCUUAAAUUUAAAAAAAAUGAAUUUACAAUAUGGUUGGGUAAAUUUACCGCCAGCUCCAGCCAACAGCUAUGCAUGGCAUGGGCAUGGCUAUGGAUGGAUGUUAGAUCCUUCCAAAUGGACUGUACCAGAUCCAAACGCUUAUACAAAACAUGGCUAUAAUCAUAAUGGCCCGGCCGAACCUGUACCUAUUAUUGAAGAAGCACCAAUUGCAAAAACUGAAGUCAAAUCUGUUGAACAGAUUUAUCAACAAGGUGGAGCAGCUGAAGCAAAAAGUUUAACACAAGAUUUUCAUCAAUUACGAGAUGAAUGUUUACGGCGCAAUAUAUUAUUCGAAGAUCCAGAAUUUCCUCCAACAGAUUCCUCAUUAUAUUUCAGUAAACGACCUGAUCGUUAUUUUGAAUGGAAACGACCUUCAGAAAUAGCUGACGAUCCUGCAUUAUUUGUGGAAGGAUUUUCACGAUUUGAUGUACAGCAGGGUGAAUUAGGUGAUUGUUGGUUAUUAGCAGCUGUAGCUAAUUUAACAUUAAGUAGAAAAUUAUUCUUUCAAAUUGUACCCGAUGACCAAGAUUUUCAAGAAAAUUAUGCCGGAAUAUUUCAUUUUAGAUUUUGGCAAUAUGGAAAAUGGGUAGAUGUGGUUAUCGAUGAUCGAUUACCAACUUAUCGAGGUCAGUUAAUAUUUUUACAUUCAGCUGAACCAAACGAAUUUUGGAGUGCAUUAUUAGAAAAAGCCUACGCUAAAUUACACGGAUCCUAUGAAGCAUUGAAAGGUGGAUCAACAUGUGAGGCUAUGGAAGAUUUUACAGGCGGUGUCACUGAAAUGUAUGAUUUACAUGAAAGUCCUCCAAAUUUAUUUAAAAUUUUAUUAAAAGCUUAUGAAAGAAAUUCUUUAAUGGGAUGUUCAAUUGAGCCGGAUCCAAAUGUAUUAGAAGCAGAAACAUCACAAGGUCUUAUACGUGGACAUGCUUACAGUAUAACACGUGUUAGCUAUGUCGAUAUUGAAACACCGAAUACUGUUGGAAAAAUACCAUUAAUUCGAUUACGUAAUCCAUGGGGUAAUGAAGCAGAAUGGAACGGACCGUGGAGUGAUAAAUCCCCAGAAUGGAGGUUUAUACCUGAACACGUUAAAGAAGAAUUAGGUUUAACAUUUGAUGAUGAUGGUGAAUUUUGGAUGUCUUAUAAAGAUUUUCAAAAGUUUUUCGAUCGUUUAGAAAUUUGUAAUUUAUCACCUGACUCCUUAACAGAAGAAGAUGUAGAAUUGGGUAAAAAGAAAUGGGAAAUGAGUGUGUUCGAAGGUGAUUGGGUGCGUGGCGUUACCGCUGGAGGAUGCAGAAAUUAUUUGGAAACAUUUUCUCAUAAUCCCCAGUAUCGAAUAACUUUAACAGAAGUCGAUGAUGAUGAUGACGAAAAUAAAUGUACGGUAAUUGUUGCUCUAAUGCAGAAAAAUCGACGUGCAUUACGUAACCGUGGUGAAGAUUGUUUAACAAUUGGAUUUGCUAUAUAUUAUCUAUCAAAUCCUGAUAUUUUACCAAAGCCUUUAGAUAUUAAUUUUUUUAAAUAUAAUGCAUCUGUAGCUCGUUCUCCUUCCUUUAUAAACUUACGUGAAGUUAGUUGUCGAUUCAAAUUACCACCAGGAACUUAUUGUAUUGUGCCUUCAACAUUCGAGCCCAAUGAAGAGGCUGAAUUUUUAUUACGUGUAUUCUCUGAAAAUAAAAAUAACAUGGUAGAAAAUGAUGAAGAAGUAGGAACAUGCGAUAUAGAUGAUCGUGCUUGUACUGAUAUAACACAUAAGCAUGAUAAAGAUACGGUUCAUGGUGGCGAUGGACCAAAUAAGGUUGUGGAUGAUGAUCCAGAACCAACACCUCAAGUUCAUGACCAAGUUCGUGAAUUUUUCUUAAAAUUAGCUGGGGAAGAUGGUGAAGUUGAUUGGCGCGAAUUGAAAGAAAUUUUGGAUUAUGUAAUGCGCAAUGAGCUACCAGCUUACAAAGAGAAUGCCACUGGAGCGAUGGCAGAAAAUGGGGAAAACACCGAUUGUGCAAGUUUAUUGCUAUCAUUAUUAUCUGCAAUAUGUAGCGUUGCCUGUAAAGAUACACCUCUUGCAGAUACAUUUCAACAACAACCGGCAAAUAAUCCAAAUCAGGUGCCAGACGGUAUUAUUGAAACGCAUAAUCGAGGCUUUUCACAACAAUUAUGUCAAAGUAUGAUCCAUAUGAUGGACAAAGAUUACAAUGGAAAAUUGAAUUUUGAAGAAUUCAAGGCUUUAUGGGUUGAUGUACGAAAUUGGAAGAAUGUUUUCAAGUUAUACGAUAGAAAUUUUACUGGAUUCUUAAGUGCAUUUGAAUUACGACAGGCACUUAAUUCAGCUGGUUUUACGGUAAAUAAUCAUUUAUUGGGUACGUUAGUACAACGAUAUGGUACCAGAGAAGGAUAUAUUCCAUUUGAUGGGUUUUUAGCUUGUGCAGUCAAACUGAAAACAAUGAUCAAAAAUCCUGACGAAUAUAAUCGAUUUAUGAAUGAAGGAAUGCCAUUAAGCUACGCUGGUUAUCCCGGAUAUCCUAGCUAUCCAGGUGGAUUCACUCAGGGAGGCUACUAAACUUUUAUAUAUUUUUUUAAGCUUAUAAAAACAUUUAAUAAGAAACUUUUUGUUAAAAUACUUUUUUUAUCUUUUAAAAUUAAUAUUGUUAUACUAUUUUACUUUUAUUUGUUAAAUAUUUGUGUUACUAACAGAAUUAUAACUUUUUAAAUACUUACUAAAAUAGUAUUUAUUUGCUAUACACUCGCGAACAAAGAAACUGGAUCACUACUUUUAGCAUUCAAUUCCAUUUCUUAAAAAAACCUUUGUUUUGAUUUUCUCUAUUUUAAAACUAUGCAAGGAAUUUUAUUUUCAAGUUGCUUCAACUUUGCUGUAUUGUAUGCUAUCCUCUUAGGCAGGUUUUUGAUUAUAAUUAUUUUCGCUGCUAUAUUGAAAAUUGUAUAGAACUAUUUAGUGAUUCGAUUUCUUGGUCAGCGAGUAUAAAUUGUUUAAUACAUAAAUUGACGUAAUUUAAAAAAAAAUUGUACAACUCUUUUGUUUUCAUUUAAUCUAUUUUCGAGAUUUUUUUAACGAUUUUGAUAAAGAUGAUUAUAUUUUUUGAUAAGAAUAAUUUUCAUGUGUCCAUAAUUAUUAUUUAUAAUGAAAAUUGCUUCCAAUUAGCAUGACAACUUUAGAUUAUAUUACAAUUAAGAUUUCUACACAUGUUAUGUUACCAUAUUAGUAUUCUGUACCGGAAAAAAAGUGCAUAAAAUUUAAGAUAAAGUCUUGCACUUGAGCACCAAGGGCCGAUUUAUACUUUAGACAGGACGGAGUAGAAGGCGAUAAGUUUUAAAUCUUUAAAAUAAAAAUAAAUGAAAUUUUCAAAAUAUUUAUAUUUCAAACUCCUCACGUAAUUUUAUUAAUUUAAAGCUACAAAAUAGAAGGAUCUAUUAAACUAAUAGUUGUUUCAGAUGGAUAACUGCGUGUAUCAGCCAAUUUGUAAAAGAGGGAUUAAUUAGACAUUAAAUAAAUACAAAAUGUUAAUUUUUUAUAUUUAAAAUAAUUAAUCAGAGAUAAACAUGUUGGUAUUUUUCCUUCAGUUACUUAAUCUUGACUAGUAACAAAAGAUCUAAUAUUGAUCUGUUAUACGAAGUUUUUUAAUUUCU